This is a messenger RNA of Funneliformis mosseae, 1395 nucleotides long. The record is from the annotation of a GenBank genome assembly. NCBI's taxonomy places the organism in Eukaryota, Fungi, Glomeromycota, Glomeromycetes, Glomerales, Glomeraceae.
AUGCAGGACGAUUCUACAUUAGUUUCUUCUACUAAGGGUCAUUGUCCCAAUCACUUUCACAUAAUAACCUGUGAUGAUAUUGAAUUUCACCAUGUAAUUUACUCAAUUUCAAUCGUUCUUGGAGUUAUAUUGGCUAUUACCGCGGGCGGACUGUGGUUAAAAAGACGAAUUUAUAUCGAAUCAUCACAGAGAGUCGCGUUUCUCGACGGGUAUUUAUUAUGGCAAACAUUGCAUGCAUCAAUUCGAAUCAUCAGUGACAUAAUAAUACUUAGCAAUCUCAUCGGGGAGGAAUUUAUGGUUUUAGAGCUCGUCUAUGACAUACCAUUUUACUGCGAUCAAGUUUCGGUGAUAUUAUUUAUUCUCGGAAUUUUACUCGCCAUUCCUUACGCACGAACAACUCCUAACUCUCAAGGGUCAUUGCGGAAUAUCAUACCAUCUCAUAAAAGCAUAAUAUGGUUCUUUCGUAUAUUCUCUUUCAUAAUUUUUCCAUCACUUGCCAUCCUUGCUUUGCUCACAGGAUAUUUUCAUUCAAUGCGGAAUGCAAAACCUGACGAGAGUGUACGUUUUAAAGAUCUCGAAACACUUAUGAUUCGUGCACAUUACAUAGUCUAUGCUAUCAGUUGCGUUUUGUUAGCGAUUUGUUUUGCAUACUUUGGUAGAAAAGUGAAAGGUUUCGCAGAAGGUAGCAUUGGAUUAUUAAUGAGUAGUGAGUUGGAUUCAAGAUAUCAUCGCCUUAGAUUAAUGAGAAGGUCCAUCACAAGGAUGAAUAUUGUAAAUGGUUUUUUAUGCGCAAAGUAUUUGCUAUUUGCUAUCGCCGCAACGACCGCUGCAUUUCAACUUGUGGUAAUAUUUUCCAAUACAUGGAUUGUUCAAAUUGGUACUAUUUUGGUCACGACAUUCCCUCUUGUUUCAAUGAUUUUAUGUACAUUGUUAAUUCUAUAUGGAGAUACAAAUCCCGAAAAGGCGUUUGAUACGGAUUUUUUACAGAUGUCGCAUUCGCAUAAUUUUUUAACAUGGAGUUAUACAGUAGAAUCGUCUAAUCAACAGUCUGAAUUGAACCUUUUACCACCUCCACCCUCAUACAAAGAUGAUGUUACAAAUCAACAAUAUGUUAAAGAAAUUGAACGAAAACAACCACCCAACAUAAACUGUUGUACUGAUGCUUCAAAUUCCAAAAACAUUCGUACAUCAUACAUUCGAAAUUCAUCUACAACAUUACCAAACAUCAUAAUAUCCUCACCGCCAGAAAUAUCAAUUGCAGAAAAAAGACCUAGUCGUGUUGUUGGAAAAUCCAAGUUUAUAGCUGCUUGGAUAUUGGAUCAGCACGAAAGAACUUCCACAAAUGAAAUGUCAUCAUCAACAGAAGACAACAACAAAGGAUGUAUUCGAUAUUGA